Molecule: messenger RNA, 2026 nt
Organism: Coffea arabica (coffee)
Lineage: Eukaryota; Viridiplantae; Streptophyta; Magnoliopsida; Gentianales; Rubiaceae
Product: polyubiquitin-like
Molecular function (GO): protein binding
Source: RefSeq, a predicted model, not a curated record
GACUUGCAAUUGCGUGUCGGUUACGGUUUGGGUUUUCACAGACGUCAAUGCUGACCAGCUCCAGACUCCUCAAAACUAGUAUUAUAUAAUACCCUCUCAUCUUCUUAUCCUCUCGCUCAUUUAUCGAUCCUUCUUCAAAUUCUCUCUCAAAUUCUUCAAUCAAAAGCCUUCUCUGCUAUUCUGUUUCUCCUCUCACAAGAUGCAGAUCUUCGUGAAAACCCUUACUGGAAAGACCGUAACCCUUGAAGUUGAAAGCUCUGAUACUAUUGACAAUGUCAAGGCCAAGAUCCAAGACAAGGAGGGCAUCCCUCCGGACCAGCAAAGGCUGAUCUUUGCUGGAAAACAACUCGAGGAUGGUCGUACCCUGGCUGACUACAACAUUCAGAAGGAAUCCACCCUUCAUUUGGUUCUGCGUUUGAGGGGAGGGAUGCAAAUUUUUGUUAAGACUCUCACUGGGAAGACAAUUACCCUUGAGGUUGAAAGCUCCGACACCAUUGACAAUGUGAAGGCCAAGAUCCAAGACAAGGAGGGCAUCCCUCCGGACCAGCAAAGGCUGAUCUUUGCCGGAAAACAACUCGAGGAUGGUCGUACCUUGGCUGACUACAACAUUCAGAAGGAAUCCACCCUUCAUUUGGUUCUGCGUUUGAGGGGAGGGAUGCAAAUUUUUGUUAAGACUCUCACUGGGAAGACAAUUACCCUUGAGGUCGAAAGCUCUGACACCAUUGACAAUGUCAAGGCCAAGAUCCAAGACAAGGAGGGCAUCCCUCCGGACCAGCAAAGGCUGAUCUUUGCUGGAAAACAACUCGAGGAUGGUCGUACCUUGGCUGACUACAACAUUCAGAAGGAAUCCACCCUUCAUCUGGUGCUCAGGCUUCGUGGGGGAAUGCAAAUUUUUGUUAAGACUCUUACUGGAAAGACCAUAACCCUUGAAGUUGAAAGCUCUGAUACUAUUGACAAUAUCAAGGCCAAGAUCCAAGACAAGGAGGGCAUCCCUCCGGACCAGCAAAGGCUGAUCUUUGCCGGAAAACAACUCGAGGAUGGUCGUACCUUGGCUGACUACAACAUUCAAAAGGAAUCCACCCUUCAUCUGGUGCUCAGGCUUCGUGGGGGAAUGCAAAUUUUCGUUAAGACUCUUACUGGAAAGACCAUCACCCUGGAGGUGGAGAGUUCUGAUACAAUUGACAAUGUGAAGGCCAAAAUUCAAGACAAGGAAGGAAUCCCACCGGAUCAGCAGAGGUUGAUUUUUGCUGGUAAGCAGCUUGAGGAUGGCCGGACUCUUGCGGAUUAUAACAUCCAGAAGGAAUCCACCCUUCACUUGGUGCUGAGGUUGAGAGGAGGAAUGCAGAUAUUUGUAAAGACAUUGACAGGAAAGACCAUCACUUUGGAGGUGGAGAGCUCAGACACCAUUGACAAUGUGAAAGCUAAAAUACAGGAUAAGGAGGGAAUACCACCGGAUCAGCAGAGGUUGAUUUUUGCUGGUAAGCAGCUUGAAGAUGGCCGUACUCUUGCGGAUUACAACAUUCAGAAGGAGUCAACUCUUCACCUGGUGCUUAGGUUGAGAGGUGGAAUGCAGAUAUUUGUAAAGACUUUGACUGGAAAGACCAUCACUUUGGAGGUGGAGAGCUCAGAUACCAUUGACAAUGUGAAAGCUAAAAUACAGGAUAAGGAAGGUAUCCCACCUGACCAGCAGAGGUUGAUCUUUGCUGGUAAGCAAUUGGAGGAUGGAAGGACUUUGGCUGAUUAUAACAUCCAGAAAGAGUCCACACUCCACCUUGUCCUGCGUCUUCGUGGUGGCUUCUGAAUGUUGAAGGCUGUCUUGCUAUUGGAAGUUACAUAAUCCUGUUAAUAAUUUGCUUUGCUUGUGUCUCUUUGCUGCCCAAGUCAUGGUGACUGGCUUUUUAAAGCCUUUGUAAUUUUCGUUUUGUGGGAUUGGAUGGUGGUGUUAUAUUGUUUGUUGUGAUGGGAUUUUAUGGUGGUGUUAUCUGUUGCGAAAUAAAAUCGAGGACUUCUAAAAGCUUUUGUUAAA